Messenger RNA from Hemicordylus capensis (graceful crag lizard), 1264 nucleotides. RefSeq lists its product as uncharacterized. The record is from RefSeq and is a predicted model, not a curated record. The transcript has 7 exons. Lineage: Eukaryota; Metazoa; Chordata; Lepidosauria; Squamata; Cordylidae. Bases 1 to 903 code for a protein of 300 amino acids.
AUGUAUGCCACUGAUGACAAAGGAAGCUGCUAUGUUGGUCGCAGCACAAGCGAAAGGAAAAGCAAAAAAAGACAAAAUGUUACAAUAUACUGGUUGAAUAAGUGCAAAUUGCAGAGAGAUACUGAUGCAUACACAAACAUAGGAUAUCUUGAUGUUAAAAUAAAACUCUUCUGGAACAAAUAUAAAGAAAUAAAUUCAAGAUUAUCGGAACUGAAUGAGACAAAAAGGAUUUUAGAACAGAAAAGCAGAGAAGCUUAUUUAGAGGCCAUUGUUCAGAAUUUCAAAAUUCCUCCAGAAAGAAGAAGAUUGCAAAGUGCUCUGUACUGCAGAUUACACCCAGAUAAGGAUCUUGCACUUGACAUAAAUGACCUUGAAGAAGCUCUCCAAGACGUUAAUAAGUGCCUGGUUUCUCCAAAAGAGUUUUCUUACAUUUUCCAUAUUCUUGAACUUCCAGGCCAAUACAGGCUGAACCUUGAACUCUUCUGCGUAGUAGCAGCCCUGUCUGAGAAAAUCACACAGCUUGACCCAGUGAUUAAGAGACUGCUCAACAAACUUGAUUUCGAAGCCCUAAGUAUUCGCAUUGAGAAAGCAAAGCAGCUCUGGCAUCUCCUCCAGGAAAACGAAGAAGAAAAGGAAAAACAAACAAACAGAAGGUCUCAAGGAUCGGUACGCAUUCGCAGGCUGGCAGUUGAGUUGGCAGCAGGUGGAUAUUCAUGGGAGUCUAUUAAUUUUGCUUUGCAAAAAUUCAACCGCACAGAAGCUGGUGUCCUGUCUUUCUUGGAUUUUGUUACCUACAUUCCCCUGUUUGUAGAAAUUCAUGAGGGUAUUGUUCAAAAUCCACUUUCAUUCAUCCCAAGCUUCAUUCCUGAUCUGAGCGAUGAGCUUUGCAUAGAUGUAAACUAGAGCACAGAACAAAUAUCAUCAGGUGUAUGCCACAAUUUAAGAGACAGAAACAGAAAUAGAAAUCUCCAAUAUAGUUUGGAUGUUGUGAAGAACUUGGUUAAAAUUGCUGUGUGUUGCUUUUUAAACUUGAAACCGUAUUGUAGUCGUAGUAGUAGUCUGUGUUUAUAUGCUGAUCAUAAAGGAUUCUCAUGCUGGCAAUUGGCACUUUGGGUGAAUGUUGGUUAUUAAAUUACUCUGUUUUAGAUUACUCUAAGCUUUUUAUUUCACGAGGCAUUUGGCCUGAGCUGUUCAUGUUUUGUUCAACCUGUGCUGUUGUAUGGAAGGACAUGAUUAUUAAAGAACUGCUAUUGCUUCUGUUGUU